CGCGAUUCAUUCCAUUAGGACAGACGGGGAUCUCACCUUGGGUGGCCUUUUCCCAGUGCACGCCAGAGGACCGAAAGGGACACCCUGCGGGGACCUCAAGAAGGAAAAGGGGAUCCAUCGUUUGGAAGCGAUGCUUUACGCCUUGGACCAGAUUAACAGCGACCCCGAUCUUUUGACCAAUAUCACUCUGGGAGCUCGCAUCCUGGACACCUGUUCCAAGGACAUCUACGCGUUGGAGCAAUCUCUUACUUUCGUUCAGACUCACAUUCAGAAGGACUCUUCGGAUGUGAGAUGCACGAACGGGGAGCCCCCGAUCUUUGUCAAACCUGAGAGAAUAGUUGGAGUGAUCGGGGCAUCGUCUAGCUCUGUGUCCAUCAUGGUGGCCAAAAUAUUGAGACUCUUCAAGAUUCCACAGAUCAGUUAUGCCUCCACUGCACCCGAGUUGAGUGAUAACAGCAGCUAUGCCUUCUUCUCACGCGUUGUUCCUCCGGAUUCCUACCAGACUCAGGCCAUGGUGGACAUAGUGAAAGCUAUGGGGUGGAAUUAUGUGUCUACUUUAGCUUCAGAAGGGAGCUACGGGGAGAGUGGAGUGGAGGCGUUUGUGCAGGUCUCCAGGGAAGCUGGUGGGAUUUGCAUUGCUCAGUCUCUGAAAAUACCAAUGGAGUCAAGAAGAGUAGACUAUGAUAAAGUCAUCAGACGCCUUUUGGAUACACCUGAUGUUCGUGGCAUAAUCACUUUUGCCAAUGAGGAUGAUAUCAGGCAGGUACUUGCAGCUGCCAAAAGAGCAAACAAAGCAGGCCAUUUUGUCUGGGUCGGCUCCGACAGCUGGGGCUCGAAGACUUCUCCAGUAAAACAGCACGGGGAAGUGGCUGAGGGGGCAGUGACCAUUCUGCCCAAAAGAGCCUCUGUGGAAGGUUUUGAUACCUACUUCACAAGCCGGACUUUGGAGAAUAAUCGAAGAAAUGUCUGGUUUGCAGAGUUCUGGGAAGAGAACUUUGACUGUCAGGUGACACGAACUGGAUCGAAAAAAGACACAGCCAAAAAGUGUACAGGAGAAGAAAGGAUUGGAUUGCACUCCCAAUACCAACAGGAAGGUAAAGUUCAGUUUGUGAUUGACGCUGUAUAUGCCAUGGCCCACGCACUGCAGAACAUGCACAAAAAUUUGUGCCCUGGCUACAUUGGCAUCUGUCCUGCAAUGGACCCAAUUAGUGGAGAAGACCUCCUGCGGUACAUCCGCAAUAUACAUUUCAAUGGUAGUGCUGGAAAUCCUGUGAUGUUCAAUGAUAAAGGUGAUGCUCCAGGCCGUUAUGAUAUCUUCCAAUACCAGCUCAUUGCCAACAAUACCUGGGACUACCGCAUCAUUGGGCAGUGGACAGACCAACUAUAUCUUAAUGUGGAGGACAUGCGGUGGGCUGGAGGCAGCCGUCAGCCCCCUACAUCUGUCUGCAGUUUACCUUGCAAAGCUGGAGAGCGCAAAAAAAUGGUGAAAGGUGUGUCCUGCUGCUGGCAUUGUGAGCUUUGCGAUGGAUAUCAGUAUCAAAGAGAUGAGUUCACCUGCUCGCUGUGUAGCUAUGACAUGAGGCCCAAUGCAAACCGCACUGGCUGCAGCCAGAUUCCAAUUGUCAAGCUCGAGUGGCAUUCACCAUGGGCCAUUAUCCCAGUCUUUCUCGCCAUGCUUGGGAUUAUCGCCACGAUUUUUGUGAUUGCCACCUUUAUACGGUACAAUGACACGCCCAUCGUGCGGGCCACCGGCCGGGAGCUCAGUUAUGUUCUCCUCACUGGGAUAUUCCUUUGUUACAUCAUCACCUUCCUGAUGAUAGCCAAACCGAACACAGGAAUCUGCUCCUUCCGUCGUAUCUUCUUGGGCCUUGGUAUGUGCAUCAGCUACGCUGCAUUAUUGACUAAGACGAACCGGAUUUUUCGCAUCUUUGAGCAGGGGAAGAAGGCUGUGACAGCACCCAGGCUCAUUAGCCCAACCUCUCAGCUGGCAAUCACAUCUAGUCUCAUUUCAGUCCAGCUCCUUGGAGUUUUCAUUUGGUUUGGGGUUGACCCACCAAACACAAUUAUAGACUACGAUGAACAGAAGACCUUAAAUCCUGAGCUUGCCAGAGGUGUCCUCAAAUGUGACAUUACAGAUUUACAAAUCAUAUGCUCCCUGGGAUACAGUAUUCUUCUAAUGGUGACAUGUACUGUUUAUGCCAUCAAAACAAGGGGCGUCCCAGAGAACUUCAAUGAAGCUAAGCCUAUUGGAUUCACUAUGUACACUACCUGUAUAGUUUGGCUUGCCUUUAUUCCAAUAUUUUUUGGCACUGCAAAAUCAGCAGAAAAGAUGUAUAUACAGACCACCACCCUCACCAUCUCCAUGAACCUAAGUGCUUCGGUAGCUUUAGGAAUGCUCUACAUGCCGAAGGUUUACAUCAUUAUCUUCCACCCAGAGCAGAACGUUCAGAAGAGAAAGCGUAGCUUUAAAGCAGUGGUUACUGCGGCAACGAUGUCUUCACGACUAUCCCACAAAUCCUCAGACAGGCCGAAUGGUGAAGCCAAAACAGAGUUGUGUGAAAAUGUAGAUCCAAACAGCCCAGCAGCCAAAAAGAAAUAUGUAAGCUACAAUGACCUUGUAAUUUAACUGCACUGACCUGAAGAGGAGGUCAAGUUCUUCAGGCAUCUGGUCAUUCAUCUGGCACAGGCCUCCACAUGCCCUACUGCCUGCUGGUGGAGGAGCCUGUAAGCCAGGCUUUACCUCAGAUUGAACACGGAAGACCCAAGUGUUUGAUAAGCUCCUUGACAAACAACUCCUUCAAACAACCAUUGGACUUGCAACCCACUGUUGUAUUGUUAUUUGCGUGACCUGACGCAUCAGUCAGAGCUGAGACCAAUAUAUCUUUCCUUGUGGACAAACUGCAAUGAGCAAGUGAGAUCUCACAGGGCCUAUUAAGUCUUUGAGUGUACUUCCAGACUGCAGUUUUUGACAAAGAGAAAAAAAAAACAUCUAAUAUAGUUUGUGAAGUUUUGCGUGGUGCAUCUUUGUUGCUUCUGUUUCACUGUUGCUUCCUGAAUGCAGUCACACUUAUUAAUUGGUCUUGGAAUUCCCUGUUUAGUCAACAGUUCAUGUCUUGUUAUGUCCCCUAUGGAGCUGUGUGAUAAAGGACUAUGAAAGCAUGUUCAUUUUCUACAGUUUGUUUGUAACAAGUAUUGACAAUAAUCUUGCUGCUUAUGUGCCAAUAUUGUGGAAUAUUCCUUCAUUCAAACAUUUUUUUUUCUUAUGGUCACUUGUUAAUUGGGACAAUGAUGUGUUAUUGUCAAAGAAUGUAUUAGCACAAGAAAUAAAACCAUUUGGAUUAAUUUUCUAUUCAUGCAAAAGGUGUUUUCUGGUAUUAUUCUAUUGUGACGAACUCAAUACAAAUAAAAGGAUGAUGCACCAACAAAUGAGUUUAGAAGCAAGAGCAAGCUACCUAAGCAUGUUCUAUCAUUCAAUGAUUUCAUAGCUGAUCUGGCUGUAUUCCUGUCUAGUUAUGGUAACCUUUCACCCCCACAAACCUUGCUUACCUAUACAUAUCUAUACAUUUCUACCUUUAAAAUAUUCACAGAUUCUGCUCCACUACUCUGAGAGGGAGAGGAUGCUAUAGACACAUCGUCACCAAAGAGAGAGAAAAAACCUUCUGAAGUCUCCUGUCAAUGGGAAAACAUUUACUUUUAGGAACUGACUUCCUAGUUCCAGGUUUUUCCAUCAAGGGAAACAUCUUCCCCAUAUUCCUCUUCUCAAAAUGUAACGUUAUAAUCAAAUUCCCCCUUGUCCUUCAAGAUUCCAACAAACAAGCAGAGUAUAAUCUUACCUUUCCUUGUCUAGUCUAGGUAAUAGUUUCAGCACUGCUGCCAACACAUUAAAAGCGUUGAUAUUAUCGAAUGUUUAAGUAGCU
Mobula hypostoma (lesser devil ray) is the source of this 3917-nucleotide messenger RNA. RefSeq names its product metabotropic glutamate receptor 7-like. The coding region runs from base 131 to 2626 and encodes 831 amino acids. NCBI's taxonomy places the organism in Eukaryota, Metazoa, Chordata, Chondrichthyes, Myliobatiformes, Myliobatidae. The transcript has 10 exons. Gene Ontology annotation, molecular function: group III metabotropic glutamate receptor activity. The record is from RefSeq and is a predicted model, not a curated record. Gene Ontology annotation, biological process: regulation of synaptic transmission, glutamatergic; G protein-coupled glutamate receptor signaling pathway. Gene Ontology annotation, cellular component: plasma membrane.